This is a messenger RNA of Labeo rohita (rohu), 2216 nucleotides long. Its product is annotated as tripartite motif-containing protein 16. Lineage: Eukaryota; Metazoa; Chordata; Actinopteri; Cypriniformes; Cyprinidae. Gene Ontology annotation, molecular function: zinc ion binding; protein binding. The record is from RefSeq and is a predicted model, not a curated record. The transcript is spliced from 7 exons. The coding region runs from base 115 to 1752 and encodes 545 amino acids.
CAACCUCUGUGAAAGAGCUACACCCUUGUUCUUUGGGGCAAAGCAAAUCAUAUUUGAGCAGUAUUUCUGACAAGCUCUUAUUACAAGACAGAAGUCAAAAUUCACUGCAAAGAAAUGGCAAAAUCAGCAGUGAGUCAGUUUAUGGAUCAGUUCAGCUGUCCGGUCUGUUUAGAUGGAUUGAAGGUGCCGGUGACGAUUCCCUGUGGACACAGUUACUGCAUGAGCUGUAUUACUGACUGCUGGGACCAGAAGGAGCAGGGGCCACCAUACCGCUGUCCCCAAUGCAGAGAGAGCUUCCGCCAGAAACCUCUGCUGAAGAAAAACACACUGAUAGCUGAGAUGAUGGAGACACUGCAGAAGACGUCCCUACAAAUGGCUGCUGUGGACUGUGAUGUCUGCAUUACAGAGAAGAACAGAGCUGUAAAGUCCUGUCUGCAGUGCUUGGCCUCCUUCUGUCAAACUCAUCUUCAGCCUCACUAUGAAUCUCCUGCGUUUAUGAAGCACAAACUAGUUGAAGCCUCCAGAAACAUUCAGGAGAACAUCUGCCUCAGUCAUGGGAAACUUCUGGAGAUUUAUUGUCAGGAAGACGGUCAACGGAUUUGUUGUUUGUGUACUGAUAAUCAUAAAGGACACAGUGUGGUGUUUGUGGAUUCAGAAUGGACUAGUAAAAAGACAGAGGUGUCAUGUCAAAAGCUGAUCCAGGAGCGAGAAAGCAGACAGAGGGAACUCAGUGAAGCUGUGAAGCUUCUUACAAAUUCAGCACUACAGACCAUGGAGGAUGUUGAAAAGGUCUUCGCUGAGCUCAUUUGCUCUCUUGAGAAGAAACGCUUUGAGAUUAAAGAGCAGAUCAGAGCUCAGGAGAAGACUGAGAUAAAUCGAGCAGAGGAACUUCACAAACAUCUGGAUCAAGAGUUGACAGAACUCAGAAAAAGACAAAGCAAGACCAAGAAGCUUCUGACUACUGAUGAUCAGGUCUAUUGUCUGAAGAGCUGCCAGUCUGUGAGUGUUUUACCCACAUUUGAAGGCGGCAUCACUCAACACACUCACCUGUUCUUUAAAGACAUUUCAAUCUCAAUGUUUAAGGAGGUUUUGGAGGAUGUCUGUCAACAACAAACAGCCAGAAUAUUCAGAGAAGUGUCAAAUGUCUAUGUUACAAACCGUCCAGAACCAAAGACCAAAAAUGAUUUUUUGCAGUAUUUCUGUGAGCUUCACUUGGAUCUAAACACUGCACACCAAAACAUCAAACUGUCAGAAGACAACAGGAAAAUAUCAUCUUCAGAAAUAGCUCAGCAAUAUCCUGAUCAACCAGAGCGGUUUAAUGAGCGUCCCUAUAUCUUGUCUAGAGAUGGUUUGUACGGUCGCUUUUACUGGGAGGUUGAGUGCAGUGGGAAUGAAUGGGCUGUAGGAGUUUGUUACAUAGGAAUUAAACGUAAAGGAAGCACUUAUGACUGUGCACUUGGCUUCAACAACAAGUCAUGGAGACUGGGUUAUUUUAUGAAGAAUUUCGGAUUCAUUCAUGAGCAAGAAAAUGUCUCAAUCCCUGUUGUCUCUAGAAUAGGAGUGUAUCUGGAUUACAGAGCAGGAACUCUGUCCUUCUACAGUGUCUCUGACACAAUGACUCUCCUUCACAGAGUCCAGACCACUUUCACUGAACCCUUAUAUCCUGCAUUUAAGGUUGGAGCCGGUUCAUCUGCCAGGAUCAUAGACCUGAAAAAAGACCAUAGUAGACGUGGAAGAAAGCUGUUUUUAUGACACUGUGAGAUUUUCUCUUAAAGAGAUUUCCUGGUGAAAUGAAAAUAAUAUGAUAAAAAUUAAAAGUUUGCAGUACAAAGCAGCAUAACAGGCUGAUUUUGUACAGGUAAAGUAACUGGAAGUGAAUGACCCCCAAAGCCAAACACAUUCAAGUAACAAAUGGCAGCAGCUGCUUUCUUGUUAAAAAUAAGGUGGAUAAAAAAACUAAUUUAUAACAUAACUUAACUGAACUAUUGAAAAAUGCAAAAGAUCAGUAGAGGGUAGCACAGGGUAAAAUUCAACCACUUUUUCUACAUUAAAUCUCUUCUCAAAAGAUUUAUUAAAUGAUUAUGCUCUCAUCUCUCAUUAAUCAUGAUUGAAUUAUUCAAAAAUCAAUAUUUUUAUAUCAUUUUGAGGUACAGUGAUUUAUGCUUUUAUGUUGGAUGUUUUAGAUUUGUUUGUAUAUAUACGUAUAUACAUUAAUG